AUGAAAGCCACACCCGACGACGCAUCAUCAACCUUCUCGUAUGACGGCGAAGGAGUUCCUGACACAUUUAGCCUCUGUCUACGAUAUAUUGAAGGACGAUGGAACCUCCAUUGGAGUUGUCCGCGUCGCGCUCCUGCAUUCCCAAAAGAUAAGCUUGAGUCAGAGGUUUGCCGUGUCGCUAGAGUUUCUGUCGCAACCCUCAAAUACCUGGCUGCGCACACAGUCAUCCCAGUGCUGAAGGUGUUCGCAUGGGAUUCGAACGCGGCUAAUCCAGUUGGUGCGGAAUACAUGAUCAUGGAGAAAUACAUCUUGAAGCUUCCAGGAGUCUCUGCUGACGACGUAUGGGAGAGCCUUGCGAUGCAUGUGAAGGAACGUGUAGUGCUCCAAGUUGCUGAAUAUCUCAUGGCCAUGUUUGCACUCCGUUUCGAGACCGCGGGCUCACUCUAUAUUUCUUCAGAUGAAGUUGUCGUUGGUCCUAUCAUUAGUACACCAUUUUAUCGUGCUCUCGAUGGUGUUGUUCGCCUGCCCCAGGGCCUUUCACCUGAUGACACCCACCGUGGCCCCUUCUCUACUACAACCGAAUAUCUUCAGAGCUACACCCACGCGGAGCUGCAAUUUAUCUCUCAACACUACUCAAUUGCACUACAGGAACUCGAUGGAGAGAAUGAAGAGUUAGCUAUUCGCCAUUUAGAAGAUGCACAGCGUAUCCUGCAGAAGACUCUUGACUUAUGUGCCAUCGAUGAAAUUACUGGUCGCGUAACCGGAUUGAUUGACUUCGAGGGAACCACGAUCGCGCCUUUGUGGGAAUGCGCGUUCCUUCCGCGAUGGCUCCAACAUCCCGCCGAUCCAGAAGCGACCUAUGAAGGAGGAGACGAGGAGACAAGACAAGCCUUACGUGCGAUUUUUAUGGAUAAGGUCGGGAAUGGGCAAUGGGCUGUGCUAUAUGAGCUUGGGAAGCCUUUCAGGCAGCUGUGCGAUCGGUUACAUUUCAGGCAAUUUGGCAAAGCUGUUUCUACGGGUUUCUCAACCCGAGCAACCUCCGAAAACCGUGGAGUAAAAAGCAAAGUCAAGCAAAAUAGCACAAAGUCAGAGGUCAGUCAAGUCCCCCAACAUGCCGUCACUGCCUCCGACUUCCAUCCGUUACACGAAAAUGCGACGGCGAUCCAACGAAGUGUUACAUUGGAACCAGGCUUACCGACGACACAGUCGACGCUCUUUGGCUGGACGGCCCACCAUCACCACCACCAAAACAUGGCGAGCGCAGAGUACAUGACUGAGUUACGAGCGUAG
This is a messenger RNA of Laccaria bicolor S238N-H82, 1290 nucleotides long. RefSeq lists its product as uncharacterized. Lineage: Eukaryota; Fungi; Basidiomycota; Agaricomycetes; Agaricales; Hydnangiaceae. The transcript is spliced from 10 exons. Bases 1 to 1290 code for a protein of 429 amino acids. The record is from RefSeq and is a predicted model, not a curated record.